UGAAUCCAAAACCUUGAAAUGAAAGAACCAGUAAACUUCAAGCAUGUCAGUCUGACUCCACCACCACCUUUUAAUUGCAGGGGGAUAAAAUAAUUGGCGUGUGGAGUUCCUAAGUGCGCGUGUGAGAAAUGGUUAAAGACUUGAAGGGAUGCAGCCCUCAAAUGGUUAAGGACUGCAGCAGAAUUACACUUAUUUACACUAGAAGUGAGCUCUGACGAACUUCAUCCUGGCAGCAUCCCAAGCGAUAAAUACAAGAUUUUUGGUCGCCUUCUCUUCAAACCAAUUCCAGACAAUCUGUUAACCAGCUCGCAUCACACUGUGCAAUGUGUCAGCUCUUCAGCACCAGCUCCCUUGUGGGUCUUAACUGGAUACCACAUUUUGCUUUCCUCAGAGUUCUCUUCCUAUCUCGUGUAUUGAACUAGAAUCUCUUGUGUGCCUCUCAGCUCAAGAAGUUCCUCCUUUGUUGUCAGGGUAUAGUAGACCUGUGUGGAACUAUGUGUUUCUGUGUGUUCACACUGGUUCUGACUGCUGUCCUCCUUCACAGCUUCUAUCCUGCCAGAUUCUCCUGUUUGGGUGUGAGCACUGACAUAGUGAUCCGUGACCUGUUGCAGGAACCCCAAUCUCACUCCAUCUCCAUUAAUAAACCAGUCACCCGUCGCACAAGGGAGGCAGCAGGCCAGCCGGUGGGAGUGAUCAGCCCGGUGACUUGUAAAUCCCACCACCCGUCCAGGGACGUGUGGAACACCACUGUGGGUAAUGCGUCUGGAGAUUAUAGUUUAGAGAUCCAGUUCAGUAGAGAGCUCGGCUCUAGAGGGAGGGCAGCCAGUGCUCACACCCCAUUCAAUGCUACAAUUCAGGACUCUUUAUACAUCAAGAUCAUUGCACACAGCAAUGCCACACAACUCUCACUCUACGUGGACUCCUGCAUGAUAUCAACAGAGGAAGAUUCCUCAGUAUCCAUCACACUUCUUCACCAAGGCUGUUUAAAUAACAGAAGAGUGGCAGAGCACCCUAGUGGAAAUGGGAAGGAGAAGGUUUACUCAAUAAAACUGUCCUCAUUACCAAAGGGCACCUCACAGAUAUUUGUUACGUGUGAUGUCCAAUUGUGUCCUGAUGUGUGCAGCUCUGGCCCAUGCCUCCUGGGAUGUGCGUUGGUCAGUGGGACCGAAGCAGAGCAGCACAGCACACAGCGAGUCAGGGCAGGACCCAUCCACAUCAGGAGCAAAGAGGACCAGUUUGGUGAGGGUGGAGUACGACGGGUCUACCGUAACUAUGCAGCCAUGACGGUGGGGCUGGUGCUGGGAGGUGCGGUACUCUACGUGGUACUGGUUUUGGUAAAGAAAUCGUUUGCGGGGUUGUCGCACAGAAGCAUCAUUCGAUCCCGAGCCCGACUCACAGUGUGAGGAGGUGAGAAGCAAAGUGGACGCAACGGGGAGCAUGAAUUGUCUGGCCACGCACCACUGCAUCAAUGGGAUUCGGGGGCGAGUAAAGAGGCGUUUUUGUGUUUCCUUUGGAUCAGGACAUAAGUGGGGAGUGUUUUGUAUUUCUUGGGUUCGGGAUGUAAUUGGGAGGUAUUUUUUGGGGGUGAGCUCGGGACGUAAGAGGAGGUGAUUUGUGUUUUUUGGGUUCGGGAUGUAAGGGGGGGUGGUUUUAGGCUCUGGAUGUAAGGGGCUGUUUUGUGUUUUUUGAGCUUGGGACAUAAGGGGGAGGUGUUUUGUGUUUUUGGGGUUCAGGACGUAAGGGGGAAGAGGAGGUCAAGUCUGGUGAACCAUGUGCUGGUUGAGCCUGGGGAUCAAAUUAAGGUUUUGCAUAUGCUCAGUUGGGUGCAUUUGACUGGAAGCCCGUUGGGACCCACUCAUGCUUUUUCGGCGUGAGGUAAAAUAAACACGUUAU
Molecule: messenger RNA, 1893 nt
Organism: Callorhinchus milii (elephant shark)
Lineage: Eukaryota; Metazoa; Chordata; Chondrichthyes; Chimaeriformes; Callorhinchidae
Exons: 5
Coding region: 495-1403 (302 amino acids)
Source: RefSeq, a predicted model, not a curated record